Molecule: messenger RNA, 865 nt
Organism: Salvia splendens (bonfire salvia)
Lineage: Eukaryota; Viridiplantae; Streptophyta; Magnoliopsida; Lamiales; Lamiaceae
Product: pathogen-related protein
Exons: 4
Coding region: 66-758 (230 amino acids)
Source: RefSeq, a predicted model, not a curated record
CUACUACUAUAUAAUAGCCAUGCAUCCCUUGUAUCCCUUCACCAAAACAUAUAUCACCUCAAAACAUGGCAACUUCAGACGCCGGUGGCAACAAAUACCGAUCCUACUUGACCCCAGAGGAGCUCAAGACCACCCAAUGGAACGCUGGACCUCCCGAUUACACCGUUGUUGACAAGCUCUUCGAAGAAGGCAGAACCAAUGUAUGGCCAGCUGGAUCUUUGGAAGAGUAUGUUCAAAAUCUUGUGAAGACAUGGGAAAUGGAGUUGGUGCAUAAGGCCAAUCCAGAUGAAUACAAGACAGUUGAUGCCAAAAGUUUUGUCCUUGGCAUCAAUGGGAAGAAGUAUUUCAGGUUGGAGGAUAUAGGUAAGAUUGGGGGAAGCUACAAUGUGUUCCUUCAGACAUCACUGCCACCAAAGUUGAGGUUCUAUGACCCCGAUGAGGAGACGUAUGACUCCUCCCAGACGGCGUUCAAGGAAGUUUUCCCCCGGGGAUUCGCCCUUGAAAUCCUCCAGGUUUACUCGGGGCCGCCUCAGAUUGCAUACAAGUUUAGGCAUUGGGGUUACAUGGAGGGCUCUUACAAAGACUCCCCUCCAACUGGGGAGUUGAUUGAGCUCUUUGGAAUUGGCAUAUUUGAGUUGAAUGAAGAAUCCAAGGUGGUGAAGGUUGAGUUCUUCCAUGACCGGGGCGAGCUGCUCGCGGGCCUCAUCAAGGACAAGCCUUCGGAGACUGCCUCUGCAGGCUGCCCCUUCAUGGCUUGAUCAUCAAAGUGUUGUCUUUGUUUGUGUGUUUGUAUUUGAAUAAAUCUGUCAAUCAGAUAUAUCCUUGUAUUCUUGGAUUUCGAAUUAGUGUAUCUUUUUCUUGAAAA